This is a messenger RNA of Manis pentadactyla (Chinese pangolin), 7004 nucleotides long. It is a transcript of the gene ZFP69B, whose product is annotated as ZFP69 zinc finger protein B. The transcript is spliced from 5 exons. Bases 816 to 2411 code for a protein of 531 amino acids. The record is from RefSeq and is a predicted model, not a curated record. Gene Ontology annotation, biological process: regulation of transcription by RNA polymerase II. Lineage: Eukaryota; Metazoa; Chordata; Mammalia; Pholidota; Manidae. Gene Ontology annotation, molecular function: DNA-binding transcription factor activity, RNA polymerase II-specific; RNA polymerase II cis-regulatory region sequence-specific DNA binding.
AGGAUCCUCGCGCCGAGCGGACCCUCCCGCAGUUCCCGGCGGGAGGGCGAGGGCAUUUGGGCCUAGUCGGUGACAGGGGUGAGUGGGUCUGGGGAGGGGACGAGGAGGGAAGCGCCGUUUCUGCGCCGCCCGCGGUCACCCUUGGCGUUCCGCGCGCUCAGUGGCCUGGUGUAGGGCUCAGGCCGCGCGGGGAGGGCCUGGCGGGGCCAGUCCUGGAGAAAGGGGGGAGAAACAGGAUUAGAGGGGUUCUGUGAUUGGCCACAGCCGACGAGGGAAGGAGCUGGGAUUCAAAUCCAGAGCCUUUUUGAGUCCAAGUCUCAGACUAUUUUGAACAUGGUACCACUUAAAGAAUUGGGUUUUAUUCAAGUCUUUAUGCUUCGUGACACCAGCACACUGUUUGGACCAUGUGGUCUGUGCAUAUCCACUGUCUUCAUGUACCUUUUGUAAAAAUUUUUCAGUGAUUGGUCCAAGUUAUAGAAUUCCGACCGUGUGGCAGCAUUCUAGAUCCUUUUGCUGACUUUAAUGUUUUCUGCUCAGCCAUCAUUAGGGGACCGUAGAGGUGGCUGCUUAGAAUAAAUAACUGGAGCCUGCAGCUGCCUGGUAAGGAGACAGAUGGAGCUUAAGGUGGGAGUUGUUCCUUGUGAGCCUAGACAUUAAAAGGACCAGACUCCCUGGGCUCCUGAGAGUGGAGGACACCCACGCAGCUGUGAAGCCUCCCGCCAGUUUCCUCAUCAAAAGUGGGCAAGCCCCAUCAGGACUCUCUGCCUUCUGGGCUGAGGCCAGAGAGUUCCCCAGAAGGGAGUGCUGAGGUCGUCAUGCUGCAGCAGCUCCUGAUCGCCCUGCCCAGCGCGGCGAGCGCCUGGGUGAAGUUGCGCCAUCCAAAGAAGGCCGAGGAGGAGGCGCCCCUGUGGGAGGACAUUACUAAAAUGUUUGAAGGAGCAGCUCUGUUCUCUUGGGCGGCUGAUAAAACCCAGGGAGAACGUUGUGAGUAUGAAAUGACCCAUGGGUCUCUGACAACAGAAUCCCAGGAAUUGUUGACCUUCAAGGAUAUAUCUUUGGACUUCACCGAGGAGGAAUGGGGACAACUGGCACCUGUUGACCGGAAUCUGUACCGGGAGGUGAUGCUGGAGAACUAUGGGAACCUGGUCUCAGUGGGGUAUCAGCUUUCCAAACCUGGUGUGAUUUCUCAGUUGGAGAAAGGAGAAGAACCAUGGCUAAUUGAGAGAGAUAUUUCAGGAGGUCCAAGUUCAGAGUUGGAGAGCAAAAUAGAAACCAAAGAGUCAACCUUCAAGAAUGAUAUUUCAUGGGAAGAAUUACACCAUGGCCUGAAGAUGGAAAGAGGAAACACCUUGUAUUUGAAAUUGGGAAGAGUUUCCAGAAGUGCUAAGUUAGAAAGCCAUCUGGAAAAUCAAGGAAUGGGUGAGGGGCAAAUCUCCUUGACCCACAAGAAAACACUCAUGCAGGAGAGAGGCCAAGAAUCUAAUAGAUUUGAGAAAAGUUUUAACAUGAGCUCAAAAGUUAUUAUAAGACCAGUUGGUUCUCCAAGAAAAAGAGACUAUAAGUAUGACAUGUAUGGAAAAAGAAGAAGAUACAAUUUAGAUUUGAUUAAUCAUUCAAGGAGCUAUACAAGAACAAAAACCUUUGAAUGUAAUAUUUGUGAAAAAGUCUUCAAACAGCUCAUUCAUCUCACAGAGCACAUGAGAAUUCAUACUGGGGAGAAACCUUUCAGAUGUAAAGAAUGUGGAAAAGCCUUUAGCCAGAGUUCAUCCCUUAUUCCACAUCAGAGAAUCCACACUGGUGAGAAACCCUAUGAAUGUAAGGAAUGUGGGAAAACCUUCCGACAUCCAUCGUCUCUUACUCAACAUGUUAGAAUUCAUACUGGGGAGAAGCCCUAUGAAUGUGGUGUAUGUGAGAAAGCAUUCAGCCAGAGCAUUGGGCUGAUCCAGCAUCUGAGAACUCAUGUUAGAGAGAAAUCUUUUACAUGCAAAGACUGUGGAAAAGCAUUUUUCCAAAUUAGACACCUUAGGCAACAUGAGAUUAUUCAUACAGGUGUGAAACCCUUUAUUUGUAAUGUAUGCAAUAAAACCUUCAGCCAUAGCACAUACCUAACUCAGCACCAGAGAACUCAUACUGGGGAAAGACCAUAUAAAUGUAAGGAAUGUGGGAAAGCCUUUAGCCAGAGAAUACAUCUUUCUAUCCAUCAGAGAGUACACACUGGAGUGAAACCUUAUGAAUGCAAUCAUUGUGGGAAAGCGUUUAGGCAUGAUUCAUCCUUUGCUAAACAUCAGAGAAUUCAUACUGGAGAAAAACCCUAUGAUUGUAAUGAAUGUGGGAAAGCCUUCAGCUGUAGUUCAUCACUUAUUAGACAUUGCAAAACACAUUUAAAAAAUACCUUCAGCAAUGAUAUGUGAAAUAUGUUCAACAUUGAAGAGUCCUCGUAUUGGAACAAAAGCAUCUAAAUCAGUGGUUUUCUGACUUUCUGAUAUUAAGAACCAAUAAUUUUUAAAUGGUUUGAAUCAGUGUUUCAACUAUUAAUUUUGCCAUAUUAAAAAACCCACCUGUUAUCAGCAUUGUUUUAGAAAAGAAAGUAUAUUUUAAUAUUUUUAAAUAUAUGAAGGAUAUCAUCAUAAAGCAUAGCCCUUUACAUUGAAUUGUCAGCUUUAUAAAAAUCUACCAAAUUUGUCUUUGUUUUUCUCAUUUCACGAUGGCCAAUGAAAACUUCAUCAUGGCAAGUCAGUAAUCUGUGGAUUGGCUUUAAAGAAUCGCUGUUUUAAAUAUCCCUUUAAUGAACCAGAAUAAAGUACAGUGUAAUGUUUUACUAUAGCCCUUUAAAUGGCUAGAAGAGGUAUGAAUAAAAAUAUUGGUUGGCUUAUUUCUAGAAGAAAUAAUGUUAAAGUGAGCUUUCCAGAAUUAAUAGAUAACCUACUAUACACGAGAUAUUUAUGUAUAUUUUAUGGUUUCUUAUAGAGAAGAAUUGGCAAGGUUUUUCUAUAAAGGGCCAGAUAGUAAAUAUGCUAGGUAUUGUAAACCAUAUGGUCUCUGUCAAAACUACUCAACUCAUCACUUUAGUGCUAUAAAGCAUCCAGAGACAGUACAUAAACUAGGGUAUCCCAGUCUUAGUACUACUGAUAUUUCGGGCCAGAUACUUUGUUAUGGUCAGUUGUCAAAACUGGAAAUUUUGACAUUUUUGGUUGUCAAAGGGGUAAGGGAAAUUUUUGUAUCUAGCACUGUAGUCUGUUUAGCAGUUUCUCUGGCCCCAAGAUGCCAGUACUAGAUACAAAAAUUUCCCUUACCCCUUUGACAACCAAAAAUGUCUCCAGGCUUUCCUAAGUGUCCCCUGGGGUCUCGAUUGGCCCUACUUGAGAACUACUGACAUAAAUGAAUGGGCGUAGCUGUAUUCCAAUAAAAAUUUUUAUUUAAAAAACAGGAUUUGGAUUGCAUUUAGCCCAAGUGCAGUAGUUUACCACUUCUGCUAUGGAGUCAGUCAAUGAUUAAUAAUCACAAAAGCCUUUAAUGUCAAAUUAGUAUGUUUGUGUAUAUCUAUGCCAUGAGUCUUAUCUCGUUAUGAAUUCCUUUGCUAUUUUGUUGAAAUAAGUUUUGAAAAUCACAUUUUCAAUGCUGCCAUGAGAGCCUAGAAAUUAUUUAUGGAGAUAUUUAUGCAGAUUUCAGUUCAUAAUGAUGCUUUUCUUGUUCAUUUGUAAGUACUUUGGGAUGUAUCACUAAAAGAUAAGCACUCUUUUAAAACAUAACUGCAAUGCUGUUUUACACCAAAGAAGAUUAGGCCUUAAUUCCUUAAUGCAAAUUGAUGCCUUUUGAAGAUUUGAAUUGAAUUAUGUAUCCAUGGUGUCAAUAGAGAAAGGAGAUCCCUAUACUUUCCUACGUAGAUUUUAUAAGUGAGGAAAUGUUUUUGUCUUUUUUUUUUUUGCUUUGCACAUGGAUCAGAAUUAAUUCACUACAACCUAUAUUGAGAUUGGUAGCUGCCAUUUUAAUUAUCUUUAACUUUCCCUUUGACAAACAGUAUCAGAUUCAAAAUGUGCUUUUUAUUGAUUGGCGGUUCUUUAAGAAAAUCCCCAGAACAACACGUCUACAGACCCAUCCCCCCCCCCACCAAAGAAGACCAAGGAGAAGGUGACUUCAAGGGCCAUACUAAGGCAGGAAAGAGGAGGAAUUGGCUCAUAGUACUUCACUACACUUAAUAGAUCCUGCAUCCUUCCAACCAUAAUUGGACGUAGGUUAAAUUCAACUUGAUACUCUUCCAUGGCAGAGCAAUUCAAUUGCCUGAGCAUUAUAUAUGUGAACAAUCAAAAAUAAGCCUGUCAGUCCAGAAUAUGUACCAUUUACCUCUUAGUUUUUUUCCUAUUAUUACACUUACUUUUUAAAAAAUGGGCCUCUAACUCUCGAGUCCUUGUAUGAUUUUGAUGGGUUAAAGGACAGAGCAGAUACAUGAUGUUUCUUACAUAGGUUCUGUCAUGUUUCUGUGGUCUUAGAUUUCCCAAGAAUUUUGGUUUUCUGAUGCUACUUGCAGUGACUGUUAUGACUAUCAUUUUUGUCUACAGUCUCUGCCUUAGUGAUCUCAUAUGAUCUUAUGACUUAAAAUACCAUCUCUAUUUAACUGCCAAAUUUGUGUCUCCAGCCCAGACCUUUCUCUUGAACUCCAGCCUUGUUCAUGAUCAGGCUUUUGCAUUAGCUGUUUUCAUAUAUCCUACAACAUUACCUUCUCGUCUUUGCUCAGAUGUUGCCUUUUCACUACAACCUAUCUUGCUUCUUAAUAUUGCAACCUUUCCCUUUCACCCACCCCAACUCUAUCACUGCCAAACCCCUUAACUUAUUCCACUUUUUCUAUUACAUAUCACCUAAUGUACUAGAUAAUUUACAUAUUUAUUAUGCCUAUUGUUUACUAUCAUCUCCCCAUAGUAGUAUAUAAGUUCCAUGAAGGCAGGAAUCUGUUUAUUUUUACUGGUGUAUCACAAGUGCCCAGAACAGUGCCUGGCACACAGUAGUGACUCAAUAAAUAUUUGUUCAUUUGAACUGAAUUUAGUUAUGUAUCCAUGGUGUCAAUAGAGAAAGGAGAUCCCUAUACUUUCCUACCUAGAUUUUAUAAGUGAGGAAAUGUUUUUGUCUUUUUUUUUUUUGCUUUGCACAUGGAUCAGAAUUAAUAGGCCUGUAAGAACUGUGAAUCAUAACUGACAAACUUCUUAAGAUAGGGUAUUUUUAAGUUUGCUAGAAAUGCAGCUAAAUAUGGCUGAUGAACUAUAUGGGUUUAUCUCUGUUCUGUAAACAUGAGUUUAUAAAGAACUAGGGGAGGAUAAAAGACAAUACAACAGGAAGAGAAUACAGCAGCAGACAGGACAGGUCAACAUUUUUGGUAGUAAGAAAACAAAAGAGUGGUAACUGAUUUAGCAGAGCCUACAGAAAAGUAUAUGGCCAAGAAAAGUUUCCCAGGAAGGCUGAGGUCUUGCAGACACUGGAAAUUAUGGAAGAAAAAAGGGCUGAAACAGGAUUGGUUGAAGUUCUGUACUAACAUUCCUGAGGUCCCCUCAGCUUCCCCAUACAGCAGGCUGCUACACACACAUUGCUCUCUCUUGGGCCUUUCUCCAUUCCAUUACCACAUUUCCUUAUCCCAAAGGAGAUUAGGAGUUAGUUCUCUGGAAACCAGCCAGAGUUGAUCUGGAAUCAGGGACACCAGCCACAGUAGAACUACAGGUAAGAGGCAGGGCUAAAAUAGAGCCUAAGAUUGCAUCCUGAGCUGUGGGGCUCUCAGCACCCUUUCCCACUGAAAACCAGGCUUUCACCCCUUCAACAGUCCUCACCCCCACUUCAACUCAAGGUGGAAGGAGUCUUCUCCAGAGAAACUGAAGGAUCCAGAGAAAAGGCACUGCCACUGUGGCUACUUCAGUGAAAAACCAAGGCCAAUCACCCAAAUACCCUGCACAUGCAGAUUGAGUGUCCGAUCUCCAGAAAGAGAAGAGAAAAUGAAGGGUAGCAAAUAUAUGCACACACAAGACAAUUUUGCAGAAUUGAAAGACAUUAAUUUAAAGAUUGAAAGGCUCUUUGUACUCAGCACAGUAAGCACAAACAGCUAACAUUUUUCAUGUACUUACAAUGUGUGAGGCAUUGUUUUAAGUGCUUUAUACAUAGUAGCUCAUUUAAUUCUCAGAAAUCUCCUGAAGUGGCUAGUACUAUUAUCCCCAUCUUACAGAUGAGGAGGACAUAGAGUCCAGGUUAUACAAGUGAAGGCACCAGAUUGAAAAUGGCAGAGCUGAGAUUUGAACCCAGGCUCUCUGCCUCCAAACAGAACCCAUUCCAAAGAACAUCAUUAUGAAAUAUUAGUAUUCCAGAGGAAAAGAGAAUGUCCUAAAAGUUUCUUGAGCAAGAUGACAGGUAACUCAUCUAUAUGGGAAUCAGAAAAGAGACUACACACAGCAAUGAUCAAGCAAUGUCUUCAAAUUUUUUAGAAAAAUUACCUUCAGCCUAAAGUUCUCUGCCCAGCCAACUACCAAACAAGAUGAUGGGAAAAUAGAGACAUGUUUAGAUAGCCAGGUGUUAAAAUUUAUCUCUUAUGCACCAUUUCUUAGGAAGAUGCAGGAGAAUGUGCUCCACCAAAACAAGGGAGUAAGCAAAAAAAAAGAGAUAGCCAAAGGAUCCAGAGAACAGGGGCCUCCAACACAGGAGGCCCUCCCUGCCUUCCCUCCCUCCUGGAAGCACAAGGAAGAGGUCAUGUGAGCACACAGUGAGAUGGCAGCUGCCUCUAAGCCAAAAGAAGAAGCCUUAGAAUAAGUCUACCUUGCUGGCACCUUGACCUUGGACUUCCCAGUCUCUAGAAUUGUGAGAAAUUAAUUUCUGUUGUUUAAGCCACCCAGUCUAUGGUAUUUUGUUAUGGCAACUUGAGCAGACUAAUAAAAUAUUGUAUCUACUUAAAUUUCUGGAUAAACUUCAGUAUUCCACACUACUUCUCCCAACUCCAUUGGAUUUGUGUCCUCUCCCCACCCCCAGCCCCUUUCUCU